UAUAGACAGGUUCUUAUACACACAAUCUGCCUCCGUGGGAAUCGUUUUUAGUGGUCACUAAAGGCAGGUGGCCACUAUAGACAGGUGGCCACUAACACAGGUUUGACUGUAUUUCACUAAACAUGCACCACCACAAUAUUCCUCACAGGUCAGCAUCUUUUUACCUAGAUAGUACCAGCAGUAUUUGAGAAAGAAUUAAGUAAUGAAAUAUUUAAGAGUAUAAUAAAUCGCAAGCAUUUGGAUUACUUAAUAUUAAUCAGUUGAACUUGCAGUGUGGUCCCAUGAACACUGUAUUUUACCUUUUUAUGAAAUUAUGAAUGUAUGAUUAUGUGAUAUAGUUUUCUUAACUAAUAUUUUAAUAUUUUUUGUAUUAUUAUGAUUAUGUAAUGCCUCUGUACCUUUGUAAACUCAUCGCAAUUCAACUUUGUCGCAAUGAUGUUUUUUUAUCAAUAAACCAGUUAUCUAUCUAUCUUAAUAGAUCUGAGGCUUAAAACCACUAACUACAUGAAUAUGAUAGAAAUGCAGUGAGUAUUGCAGAGAGGUAAGUACACCAUUGUGUUUACCAACCUCUCACAAUACGGCUGCAAGGACUAUGAAUGCUUAAAUACUGGAAGAAAAAAUUGAAAUGGAAACUUAGACACUGAUGGGCAUAUGCAGUCUUUUCAUUCACUUCUACUUCAGUUCUUAUCAUCAAAACCUGUUCAGCCACUGACUGACAAGACUUGGUGGUGUGAUGUUUGAAGCACUGAACAUAAAUCUGCUUAUGUUCACUACUUGAAACUUAUAUUUGUGCCGUUUCAAGUGUAUUCACUGUAUGGUCCUGGAAUAAUUCAAGGCACAUAUGAAUUUUUCAUGCAUAACCUAUUCAUUGGUUGCAGCUUGAAAUACUUUUUAUCUUGUAGCAAACCAUUCUGCUACAAGGAUGUCUCCCUGCAGAAAACACAAAAUACGAAAAAAGUGAUGCUCGGGACAAUAGUGUGCAGAAUGUGGUUGCUGGGAUCGUAAAUAGGGGUGUUUACAAAGGUUUCUUUUAUAUAUAUAUAUAUAUACUUCAAUGCAAACUCUUGUCAAGAUCAGUUUAUGAACUCUACUCCACUCCAAGUAAAACAAAUACUGAGAAAAGGGAUUGGAACUGGAGAAUAGAAGUCGCUCUAGCAUACAUCACUGCUUACUUCCUUUGAAGUAAAUAAUUGAAAUAACGUGUCAUUUAUUCUGACUUCUUUUUUGUGUAAUCAAAGUACUGCUGCUGAUUUCAAUUACCUAUCCGCACCCCGGUCCCCAUACUGAUUUUCAGGCAGAAAACCUGGAUACUCAAAAUUUUAUCAAGUUGUUGACAGAUCUGGCAGCUUGUCACAUGACAGUUGUUGAUAUUGUAGCAUAAUGAGUUGUACCUUAGAGUUAUAGGUCAUAAUUUGAUCGUAGAGGGCGAUAUUUUUAUGUUGUGAUACUUGCGUUUAUGGAGAAGUACGUCAGUUCGCUGGGAGCUGCGAUGACCUGCGGUUGUGAAUAGUAGCUCUGAUUAUUAAAGUAAGACUUAUACCAUACACAAGAUCUUUCCACUAUGCUUUCUUUAUAAGGCGAGUGUUAGUGCUUGAUUCUGCAUGUAUUUCAGAGAGGUCUCAGAGGAAGAUAGUAUACUACGUUGCACAAUAGACUUUUGUGAGAGAAUCUGCCCCCAAAACAAGUAUAUGAGUGAAGAGUGGACAGCAUGGACUGGGUUCUGAAGACUGUGAGACAGCAGAAUGCUACCCCGACAGAGCUCGGAUACGCCACACUGGUGCCCGCGGUGGAAUAUUACACUGGAAACUCAGACAACUUAAGGCGCCUGUAUUACAGGUAGCGCCACAUAUAGCGCCUAUGAAGAUCGCCAGGAGAGAGGCAAGAAGAGAGCGCCUACGCCUAGGAAGGGUGCCUGGAGAGAGGCAAGAAAAGAGCGCCUAUGUACGUUGGUGAAUAGCGCCUUGAGUGUGUGUGUAGGCGACAGCGUGGAUGGUGCCUAUGAAUGUAAAUGUAUAGCGCCUAGGAAGGGAACCUGGAGAGAGGCAAGAAGGUAGUCCAUGUGGACAGGUUGAAGCCCUACGAAGGAGUGCCAUUUCAGUCCUGGUUAGAGGCUCAUGAAAAUGAGCAGGGAGUUCUCGUUCAGAGUGAGGGACUCCAGGUAAUAGAGGAGGGAAUCGACCCCAUUGUGAGGGAAGGUUCAGGAGUUGAGGAGCCUCUCGUACCAGCUCCGCGAAAGGCUCCUAUUCCAGCAAUAAAAAGGAAUCCCCCAAGAACUAGAAAUCCGUAAGUUAGUGACUGUGACAGAUGUGAUAUUCUGACAUUUUGAGACAGAAUUUAAUCAAUUCUUUUUGUGUGUGUUUUUCUGAUUACAGUGGUACAAGAUGAGGCACCGGGUGGCAUCUGACUUUGAAUGCUUCGACUGUGGAGCGAGGUUCUCACAUGAAAGGAGUCUCCACCAACACAUCGAUGAGAGUCAUCGAUGUCAAAGGCUGUAUACUUGUGACAUUUGUGAGAAGGGGUAUUCCCGCAGAGACAACCUUAGGGCCCACAUGGUGAACCAUGAGAGACGUCCAAAGGUGAGGUCAGAAGUCCACAUGAGCGACAAAGGAAGGAGAGAAUGUGAAGGAUGUCGGACAACUCGAGAACAUGAGAAGACAACAACUCGGAUCUGUAAGAUUCAAGUUGACGUCUGUGAGAAGGGGUAUUCCCGCAGAGACAACCUUAGGGCCCACAUGGUGAACCAUGAGAGACGUCCAAAGGUGAGGUCAGAAGUCCACAUGAGCGACAAAGGAAGGAGAGAAUGUGAAGGAUGUCGGACAACUCGAGAACAUGAGGAGAAGACAACAACUCGGAUCUGUAGUGAGGUACAAGAGCCAACCAUUGCUGAGGCAGAGAUUCAAGUUGACGUCUCUCCUGGCACUAUGGAAGCGGUAGAUUCUUGGAAAAUGGGCCCAGGACUCAGUGGGAAACCACUUAGCCUCCUGCGUCAACAGGUGAAGGAUGAGCAGUCUGAGGAUUCUGAAAAUGAACAGGAGGAGGGCAUGGACUUGCCUGAGAAAGUGAAGUUAGGAAAACCUAUCGUCGGUCCCUCAUACACCAAGAUUAAUCAUGUACAUGAGGGGGAUGUGGGUCCGGCUAUGUCGGUAGAGGAUUUGGAGCGUGGAUUAGUUGGGAACCUAAAAACUAUCACCGAAAAAACCACGCGCCGAGUGUUCCGAAAUGGAGAAUUAGUAUCGGAGGACGAAGUCACAAAGGAGUUUACGGUUGAUAUGAUGGUGGGAACAACCAAGGCCGAAACAGAUUGAUCAGCUAAAGAUCUCAUCAUCCAGAACACUUUUCUGAACUUUUGUUAUAUAUAAAAACAGUAUCUCUUCCAUGAGGAACAUUCCAUCUUGUUGUUUUUGUAUUCCGAUUUAUUGCCUUGAUGUAUGUUAUACUCUAUUACCUAUUGUGUCUUCCUUGCCUUUCUUCUUAUCUUUCCUAUAUCCUCCUCAUCUUGACAUUUCCCUGCUCUCACUACAACUCUCCUCGCUUUUUCUAUCUAUUUCUGUACAUAGAUUAUUUUGUUCUUGUUUUGUGAGGACAGUGCUUACAAAAAGUUAUAUUUGAUGUCACUGAUUAAGCAGUUGAAAAAAAGAUCAGUAUCUACUUUUUUAUAAAAAAAUAUUUAAUACCUCAUGUUUGGACAUGAAACUCAGGAUGUUAUUUGAUUUUCUUUAGGAAGGUCUUAGAGAUGUCUUUAAACUCAUAAGUGUGUUAAGAACAGUGCUUUCUGUAUUUUCUACUGCCAAUGUAUAUACCUGUAUAUUUUUAACAAUAUUUUUUGUUAUACUUUCUUUUUUAUAAUUAUUGUUUCUGCCAUCGAUGUUUCACUCUUGAAGGGUGAGUUGAGUUUUGAAAAGAUGUAUUUUUAGGCUUUUUGGUUUUAUACGUGGUCUGAGGACAGUCCAGACUUGGGGAGGGGCUGUGUAGCAUAAUGAGUAGUACCUUAGAGUUAUAUGUCAUAAUUUGAUCGUAGAGGGCGAUAUUUUUAUGUUGUGAUACUUGCGUUUAUGGAGAAGUACGUCAGUUCGCUGGGAGCUGCGAUGACUUGCGGUUGUGAAUAGUAGCUCCGAUUAUUAAACUAAGACUUUCACCGUACACAAGAUCUUUCCACUAUGCUUUCUUUAUAAGGUAAAAGGUAUUAGUGCUUGAUUCUGCAUGUAUUUCAGAGAGGUCUGAGAGGAAGAUAGUAUACCACGUUGCACAAUAGACUUUUGUGAGAGAA
Lytechinus variegatus (green sea urchin) is the source of this 4267-nucleotide messenger RNA. RefSeq names its product protein bowel-like. Gene Ontology annotation, cellular component: nucleus. Lineage: Eukaryota; Metazoa; Echinodermata; Echinoidea; Temnopleuroida; Toxopneustidae. The record is from RefSeq and is a predicted model, not a curated record. The transcript has 3 exons. Gene Ontology annotation, biological process: regulation of transcription by RNA polymerase II. The coding region runs from base 2382 to 3305 and encodes 307 amino acids. Gene Ontology annotation, molecular function: DNA-binding transcription factor activity, RNA polymerase II-specific; RNA polymerase II transcription regulatory region sequence-specific DNA binding.